AUUUUGACAAGGUCCAGGCGUCAACACGAUGGCAGUCCAGGGACCCGUGGGUGCAACGAACGGCGAUGAAAGUUCCUUGGCGAUGCUUCCCGACCGCGUCUCAGUCGACUUUAAUGCGCCCAAGACUGUCGAGAUUGGCGAGAGACCAGCAGAUAAACAACAAACCGGCGGGGAUGUGGACGUCGUGAACGGAACCUUCCGCGAUGCCGUGACUAUCUAUGACGAUGAAAAGCAAGCGAUCCUGUCGUUCCUAACCUACAUUCACGACAAGCCGCAUGAUGUGGCAGCGUGGUCAUUGGAGACGUCGUCGCGACGGCGAAGGCAAGCUGCGUCAUCCGCACGAAAGAAUUGCCGCCCGCCCACAUUUCAUCCGCAUCCCAACUCCAUGUCUCCAGUGUCGCCGACGACCUCGUCGUCGGCACCAAGUUUGCUUGACGGGCUCUACGGCCACAAACGCAAAUUGGGCGUGGAGAACCUCCACGACUCGGACAGCAGCAGCAACGAUGGCCACACCUCCCUCUCGCACACGAAAAGGUUGAAAAUGGAGCGAUCUCCGUCGACUUGUUGCAUUUGCCACAACGACAGCCCUCACGUGUCGCCCACCACCACGAUCGACUUCCACGACAUGAUUGCAUGCAACAAUAAGUUGUGUCGAGACCCGACAAACUGGUAUCAUUCUUCGUGCGUGGGACUGCUCGCCCCACCGGACACGACUUGGCACUGUCCGAACUGCACACGUGAUACCAAGGGUGACAUCCUCCCCGAGAACUUGUUUCGCAAGCCAGCGCUGAGCAUCACCUACGGCGACAUGAUCGCGGCAGCGCUUCGCGCGACUGCGUGUGGCGAAGGCACAUUCAAAGAAAUUUGCGAGUUCAUCGAGCGUCGAUAUGAGAGCCAACUGAACUGGAAGCUUGAGAGCGAUCAGCGCAAGUCGCCCGUGUGGAAGUCAUCCGUUCGCAAGAUUCUGUUUUCCAACAACCGGUUCGCCCGCCACCCAUCGUUGAAAGGCGUGUUUUGUCUCGUGGUCCAACCACCGGCAACGCCGUCCCCAUUACCAGCGUGAAGUCGUUCCCGGGCCGUUGAGUCCGUAACUAGUGUAUUUUAUAGUUUUUCCGUCUAGAUGUGCCG
Messenger RNA from Aphanomyces invadans, 1128 nucleotides. RefSeq lists its product as hypothetical. The record is from RefSeq and is a predicted model, not a curated record. The transcript is spliced from 8 exons. Gene Ontology annotation, biological process: regulation of DNA-templated transcription. NCBI's taxonomy places the organism in Eukaryota, Oomycota, Saprolegniomycetes, Saprolegniales, Verrucalvaceae. Bases 29 to 1063 code for a protein of 344 amino acids.